CUACCACUGACGUGUUGCUCGCUGUCAAAAACAACUGAUAUGAAAAAUAAACUCUCUCGCCGAAUGCGUACGCGGAGUAGUUGGACCUUGUUUUCUUAAAAUGUGUAAAACGACAAUAAAAAUUAUCGUUUAAAUGUCUAAGGAGAAAUGUUUGGAGGCUGAAGCAACUAGGGGUCUUGAGAUUAUUUACGAACAAAUCACAGGAAGGUUAUGUUUGUGAGCUUCCCAAAAUAUUUAAUUCUACAACAAUCCAGUGAAUUAUAUUUUGAACAUUCCCAAGUACUCACGCUUGUUGGUAGAAGGGCAGGCAAACAAAUUGUAACGGCAUGAUUGAUCGGCUGUACAAGCUGAUGUGGCUUGUACUGCAUAUACUAGCCAGCGUAUAUGAAAUCUUUAGUUUUCUAAUAUUGCGUUUGCAAGGUUUAGUACUUUGGUCAUAUGACCUAUGGCACAAUAGUGCGGCGAUAACCUGCCGCGACCGCGCGUAUUUGCAACGCUGCAAAGCUGAAUUAACGAAAUUACCAAAACAUCUCAAUUUGAUCAUUGGGCCUGAUUCACUUGCACACGUAAAUGAAGCGGUUUUGGAACGCAUUUUCACAUAUGCUCACAUUGUCGGCAUCGAUUGCGUCAGUUUAUAUGACGUGCGUGACGAAAGUAUGGGACAUAUUGUCCUGGAAAAAGUAUUUAUGGCACAAAAAGCAUUUUGGAAGGAGUUACGACCAAACCAAUACGAAUGGAGCCUGCCGGAGUAUGAGCCAAAGGGCCAAAUAAAAGACGAAUGCAAUAGUAAUGGAUAUGUGGGGAAUGGUUCAAUUAGUAAAAAUGGCAGCGCGUGCAAUGGCGAUAGUUAUGACAAAAAAGCACACGCAAAUUUAAAAAUUUAUAAACUUACCGAGCAGCACAAUCGUCCUCUGAUAGUUAAAAUCUGCCGUAAAUUAUUUGAACAUCGUAAUACCUCUAAUGUGCAGCACUUAUUGGAAGACCGUAAACAACUCGAGCAACACAUUAGUGAUGAAGUAGCACAACAUAUGCAAUGGAAAUUUGUAGAUCCAGAAUUGAGUAUAAUUUUCAACAGAGAUACGUGCACUUUCGGGGUGUUACCAUGGCAGACAAGAUUCACAGAAUUCCAUACAUUCGAGACUGGGCGAUACAUGAAUGCAGAAAGCUUCGCCAAAGUGCUGUAUAAAUAUUCAAAAUGUGAACAGCGUUGGGGAAAAUAGGUUUUUAAAAAAUUAUGGGCAACUAGUGCAAGCACGAAAAUUAUGAGAUGGGGAAACUAUUUUAAUAUAUAAAUACAUUAGUAUAAGAAAACAAUGUGUGCGCGUGAUAAACUGCAUUGAUAGUAAAAAAUUCACUCAAUUGAAUCGGUUGCACACAAACAAUUAAAUUAUACUAGAAAUAUGUAUAAUUGUAUAAAUUACAAUUUGAUAUGUACUAUUUUUUGGUUUGUUUUCAAUUAAGUUAAAUGUAUAGAACUAUUUGAAUCACAUUUUUAUUACCAUACAAAUGAUAAUGAGCAAAAGCGGAAUAUAAAUACAUACAUAUAUGAAAUUGAAUAAAAAGUUGAUUUGCGAAUAAAUAUGCGUUGACUAAAAACGCAUAGAACAUUUAAAA
Rhagoletis zephyria (snowberry fruit fly) is the source of this 1614-nucleotide messenger RNA. RefSeq lists its product as uncharacterized. Gene Ontology annotation, cellular component: endoplasmic reticulum membrane; dehydrodolichyl diphosphate synthase complex. Lineage: Eukaryota; Metazoa; Arthropoda; Insecta; Diptera; Tephritidae. Gene Ontology annotation, molecular function: ditrans,polycis-polyprenyl diphosphate synthase [(2E,6E)-farnesyl diphosphate specific] activity. The record is from RefSeq and is a predicted model, not a curated record.